UUCUCCACUUAAGGCUGCGAACGCCACACACCGACGCCCUGGGUUUGAAUCUUUACGCAUUUUCUUACACUGGAAACUCCCUUCUUCCCAUUUUAGGUUUUUCUUUGUGCGAAUUACCAGUUUCCUCCCCUAUUAUGUACGCAAUUUCACUAGGUUUAUAACUCCCACCAUCAUGAAACGUUUGUACUGCCUCCUGCUUCAGUGGUCUUUAACUGAACCGUUGGGUUUGUCUAGAAAUGAAGCCGCAUUGGUUGAGUUGAACAAAGAAUUUAGUCAGUCUGGAAGCCGUAAAAGUUUCCGGGAUUUAUGUGAUCUGGCAGAUUUUUUGUUCAAAGAACUUGAUCGGAGAUUUAAGCGAGUUUUCUAUGACUUGAGAACUAUUUCUUUCAGCAUUUCUCCUGAACAUGCUCGUAAAGAUAAUGAUUUGUGGAACUCCAUUAAAGAGUUUAUGUUGCUCUUGAGAAGUUGUUUGGUUAUCUUGACUCUGGUUGCUUUCGAACAAAAUGUUGUACACGAAAAGGUCGGUGUUCUUCUUUCAGUACUCAGGAAAUUGCUGUAUUUGAUUACAAGUGGAAAGGAGGAGAAAGAGUCUAUCAGCUUGGAGAAGUAUUUUUUACAUGAAUGCAGAAUCACUGAACCUGAUUGUACUACCUUUAUCUCUGAGGAUUUUGUUGCUUCCUUGUGUAUUUUAGAACCUUCUGAUCCAUGCCAUCCAUUCAUAUGUGCAGUCCUUGAGGUAUUUGUGGAUGAGCUUCUAAUGCAUGGAUCAUUGAGGGAAUACUUUAUGCUGGUGGAUUCUACAUCUUCUACUACUAAAAUGGUAUUUAUGCACAACUUAGUACAUGGUGGAAUUGGGACAGUGCUGGAGGUGAUUUCUGCUCAUUUCAUCCUGUCAGUUUCUGAUGAGCAGGCAUUUCAUAAUUUCCUCAAUAGACUAUAUUGGGCACAGUAUGAGGAUUUAAGAGUUCCUGAAUUAAGCCUGACCACGGCCUUAUCAUUACUUCUAAAUCCCGUCAUUCUCUCUGCACCAAAAUUGUUCCAGGCUCAUUUUAUUUCACUGGUUUCUGAAGUCGUUGGCAUCGCUGUUUUCGUGAAAUCCCCAAACCCAGAUCAUAGGCUUAUGGAUCGGUUCCUUGUAGCAUUUGAAAGGGCAAUCUUGAUGUAUAAUAGACGUAUGUCUAAUUCGUAUCUGAAAGAUGCCCCGUUGAAUUCCAAUGGCUGUUUUUCCAACUCAAGUGUGCCUUGGAGUAGUGGUCAGCAACCUUUUGAAUCUUAUAUUCAACAGGUUAGGAGAGAAAAGGUUGACAAUCUUAUUUCCAAGUAUGAAAACACUUGUUUAUUUUUGAGGGAAAAAUCAGAGCUCCUAACCUUAGCGAGUUCAUAUGUGGAGGAGAACCAACAUAUUUUUGAUGAACAACAUAAAGAUGAUUUUUUAUCAAUCCUACAUUGUAUAGUUCUUGGGGCUUCUCAGGUUGAUGUUGACACUAAAAUUUACAAGACUGGGUACGCAAGUCACCAUGAUAUUUUUCUUCUUGCUUCUAUAUUGAAGUUGAUGAGUUCAUCAUUGUUGCCUGCUGUUUGGUGUCUAAGGCACCAUGGAAACUCUGGUGGCCUUAAAACCUUACGAGAUGUUUCAUCAAGUACAGAGUAUGGUUUUAUCUUGAGUAUCAUUAGCUGUUUUGAGGAAUUUGAUGUUUCCUUACCAAAUCAGAAUCUUAUAUCUAAAGUGAUGAAAUCUCAUCCAGAGAGGCAUAAGAAUUCCAAGUGGAUGUUCCUGCAUUUUACCGGACUACUGGCAUUAAGCUUUUCUAGAGGGUUCGACUUCUUAGUGAAAGAUUGUGUACUUGCAAUUAUGACAACAUUGAAUCUGUUUGUUUUUGAAGAGGGAGAUUUAGAUGCAUUAUCAUUAUUAGGUGGCUCUGAGAACGCUAAAGAGGGUUUGAUAGACCUAAAAUCUAGUGAAACAGUUGCAGUGGAGUUUCAAAAGAUUCAGACAUUUCAAAUGAGAACGGAUUCUCUCAAAAGCUGCCAUCGAAGAAUGCAUGAUGAUUUGGGACUAUCCAUGGAAACUGCUCCCAUCCAUAAUAAUACUUGUGGAAAGGAGUGUGAUAUUGGCAUAGAGGAAGCGGAAGAAACUUGCAGCGGGGAGAUAUUUCUCAAGUGUUUGCUAGCAGACCCCAAAGGCUCUUCAUCUUAUGGUGAUAUAACAGACUUUGUGGAGUGCAAACGUGGGAAAAAUUAUAUGCAGUGGAUGAAGAAUAGACAAAGAUAUCGAAAAUGGAAAUCACAGAAAUUGGCCGUAUUAAGAUGGAAGAAAAAGAAAAGGAUUUGGAAAUGUAUGAAAACAAAAAAUAGCUGAUUCUCUGUACAUAGCUUUCUGGGUAUAGUUUUCUUGACAAAAACUCAAUUUUCCAAACUGCACGAUGUUCCAUAAUCAGUAAAAAGGUGCUUCCAUCUCUGAGCGUUGGGGGCAACUUUAAUUAAUCCUGGAAUUUGGGCCUCAGAUCAGGGUCUUUGAUAAAGAAUUCAUCUGGUUGUAGAUGGUGCUUGAGGGAGGUAGAAGAUAUUGAACUUGUUUCUCCAUUGCUCUUUGAUCUUCCUCGGAGAAUAAAUGAUUGGCUCUUAGAAUAGAGUUCUUGGUGGGCGUCUCUACAUUCUAAAUUCUUCUGUAACUCUACAGUCUCCUGAUGAUUGUCGGCCAUUGGAAAGGGCUUGUCAAAUAGUUUUCUUCUUCUUCUGGGGUUUACUCUUGUUGAUCCAUAUGCUGUCCUUAUGUUCUCUUCAUUUGUAUAUAUCUCAUUAUUUUAUUGAUUUUCCUUCUAAACUUGCCAACUUGUAUAAAAUUUUGCUCAAUUUUUACCUUAAAUUUUUGUUUU
Messenger RNA from Cucurbita maxima (winter squash), 2876 nucleotides. RefSeq lists its product as uncharacterized. The transcript is spliced from 6 exons. The record is from RefSeq and is a predicted model, not a curated record. The coding region runs from base 173 to 2359 and encodes 728 amino acids. Lineage: Eukaryota; Viridiplantae; Streptophyta; Magnoliopsida; Cucurbitales; Cucurbitaceae.